ACAGAUUUUAAAUACGAAAAAACUCCAAAUAUUCCAAAUCAACCAUUAGAUGAAGAUAAUCAAAAUCAAUUGUCAGAUAAAGAUACUCAAAAUCAACUAUCAUAUGAAGAAAGACGAAUCUUAAUUGAUGUUGAUGAAGAGCAUCAAAGAAGCAAAUCGUCUACCUAUGGUGAAAUUCGUGAUAUACUUCUACAGUCUGAUUAUUCACUUUAUAAGAAAGCUUUAAGACAAAGAAAGACAGUCAAAAGUGGCGAUGAGUAUGAGCUUGCGAACGAUGAUAAUUAUUAUGAUGAUAUGUUAGAAUAA
This is a messenger RNA of Funneliformis mosseae, 306 nucleotides long. The record is from the annotation of a GenBank genome assembly. NCBI's taxonomy places the organism in Eukaryota, Fungi, Glomeromycota, Glomeromycetes, Glomerales, Glomeraceae.